This is a messenger RNA of Brassica rapa (field mustard), 2244 nucleotides long. RefSeq lists its product as uncharacterized. Gene Ontology annotation, molecular function: zinc ion binding. Lineage: Eukaryota; Viridiplantae; Streptophyta; Magnoliopsida; Brassicales; Brassicaceae. The record is from RefSeq and is a predicted model, not a curated record.
AUGGGUGAAAGCCAUGAAGGAGAAAGCAGCAAAGAUGUGGGUGAUAGUAGUUACAGUGCGGAGACCGAGGCAGAAGGAACUUUGGAAGAAGAUGUGGAGGAGAUAGAAGUGAGGCCAAGGGGUUAUGACAGGGAGUUUUGGGAACCGCUUUUAGGUGGCGACUAUGGUGGUUCCGAUGCUGUUAAUGUUGUGUUCAACGAGGAUGAGAUUGUUGAAGGGCUGAAGAAAAAGACAGGGCCAGGAUCAUACUUUUGUGAUACCGGAAGUGCUUUUGACCACUAUGUUGAGGUUGGUGGCCAAGGCGGAGGUGAAAGGGAAGCACACAUGAUGAAGCCAGAGGAUUGUAAUCCUUGGAAUGGAGGCGGGAGUGAGGAUGCUGUAGGUGGAAACAUGAGCGCUAAACCAACACGUAAGCUUGCAGAUAUUGACGAUGAGGAGUUUGACAUCCCCCCAAUGUUUGAUGAUACAGAAUACGACGCUGCAGAAAUCCCCGACAUGGAUGUUGAUGUAAAUGACGGCCAAAUAGUUGUGGAGAAAGUGUUUGGUAGUAAGCAAGAUUGUCAGAUCGCUCUCGCGAUAUAUGCAAUUAAGAAGCAGUUCAAGUUUACUCAGACAAGGACGAAAGUUGGUUCUUUUGUGGUGGAGUGUCCAGAUAAAAGGUGUGAAUGGCGUGUGACAGCACAUGAAAUAAGGGGUUGUGGUUUCUAUGAGAUAAGGAAGGCGCAGCUUGAUCAUAUCUGCCCCAUUGAAUUCAGACAGGGCUACAAGUCGAGAGCAACAUCUCGGGUUAUUGCAGCAGUGUACAAGGCAAAGUUCGGAGACCCGGGUAAGGCACCAGUGGCUCGUGAUUUGCAGAAACUUCUUUUGGAGGACCUCCGUGUAAAUGCCUCUUACAUGAAGUGCUAUAGGGCGAAGGACAAAGCAAUAUUAAGUGUGCGAGGGUCCGAUGAGGACGCCUAUUUGAAGCUGCCAGAGUAUCUUCACAUGCUCAAGCUUGCCAAUCCUGGUACAAUUGCUGAUUUGGAGACAGAUGUAGAUGAAGAUGGUGAUGAACGUUUCAUGUACUUGUUUCUCGCAUUUGGUGCUUCCAUCAGUGGGUUCAGGAAGCUAAGGCAUGUUUUGGUGAUAGAUGGUACACAUCUAAGUGGAAAGUAUAAAGGUGUUUUGUUAACCGCCAGUGGUCAGGAUGCAAAUUUUCAGAUCUUUCCUUUAGCAUUUGUUGUUGUGGACAGUGAGGAUGAGGAUGCGUGGACAUGGUUUUUGCAAAAAGUUGAGAGGAUUUUGUGGGAUUCUCCUACGCUUGCCAUAAUAUCUGACAGGGCUGUUUGUAUUUCCAAUGCAGUGAGUAAGAUUUAUCCUCAAGCAAAGCAUGGAGCUUGCAUAGUUCAUUUGGCUAGGAAUGUGAACUCUAGGUUCUCUAGCAAACACUUAGCGCAAAUGGUGACGGCUGCAGCGAUGGCCCAUAUGCCUAAAGAGUACAAAGAACUCUAUGCGAAGAUCCGUGCCACUAACAGUGCAUGCGGGGUAUAUCUUGGUAAGAUUGGUGUUGCUAAAUGGUCCCGCGCUAAUUUCACCGGUGAAAGGUAUAACAUCAUGACUAGCAAUAUUGCUAAGCAGCUGAACAAAGCGCUUUUGGAAGGGAGGGGGGCGAACAUUUAUGAGUUGGUAAAGUUUAUUCAGAGGAUAAUGACGAGGUGGUUUAGUGCUAGGAGGAAAAAAUCAGAGAAACACAGAGGGGCUGUGAGUGUGGAAGUGGACAAAGAGAUGACAAAAAACAUGGCAACUGUUAAAGGAAGUAGCAUAAAUGCUGUGAAUAACUGGACGAGCCAGAUAGUGGGAAAAUUUAGCAAAUCAGAUAAGGUAAUGCUUGCUGAGAAGAAGUGUAGUUGUAAGUAUUUUGAUAAUAUCAAAAUUCCUUGCGGACAUGCGAUGCUGGCAGCGGACGGGCUUGGAGUGCCUUACGAUACAUUGUGCGGGCAUUGGUACAAGACAACGGUGUGGCGAGAGACAUAUGCAAGGGUGAUCAGUCCAGAGGAAGACCCAAGGGAUGUUGACAUACCUGAAGAGGUUAGUAGUAUGGUUGUGUACCCUCCAAUCACAAAAAGGCAAGCUGGACGUCGUCGCAAGACACGCAUCCCAUCGACUGGGGAGAUACGGGUUCCAAAGAAGAAACUUGUGCAGAACAGGUGUGGUAGGUGUGGAGGGUAUGGGCACAAUCGCACGAACUGCGCCAACCCCAUCUAA